This is a messenger RNA of Oikopleura dioica, 252 nucleotides long. NCBI's taxonomy places the organism in Eukaryota, Metazoa, Chordata, Appendicularia, Copelata, Oikopleuridae. The record is from the annotation of a GenBank genome assembly.
AUGAUUUCUGACGUGGAAAAAGGAUCAACGAUAGAAAAAACAAAACAAGUUUAUCAGAACCUAGAAAUUACUGCCGAUCAUGUUGAGCGAGAAAAAAUAGAAGCACACAAGAACAAAGGAAGCGAGGAUUUCGAAACAAACGGCGACUGCCUCAAAAUAGACGGCGAAUUUCUCGGAAGUCUGAUCGUUUGUCUCUUCGUCUUUGGCAUUUUUGUUUGGCUUCUGUCACUGUCUUUUCCGAAAAGUUCCUGA